Chelonia mydas (Green sea turtle) is the source of this 5728-nucleotide messenger RNA. It is a transcript of the gene UBA2, whose product is annotated as ubiquitin like modifier activating enzyme 2. The transcript is spliced from 17 exons. Gene Ontology annotation, biological process: protein sumoylation. The coding region runs from base 3208 to 4998 and encodes 596 amino acids. NCBI's taxonomy places the organism in Eukaryota, Metazoa, Chordata, Testudines, Cheloniidae. The record is from RefSeq and is a predicted model, not a curated record. Gene Ontology annotation, cellular component: cytoplasm; SUMO activating enzyme complex. Gene Ontology annotation, molecular function: SUMO activating enzyme activity.
UCUGAGCUCUUCUCUGCAGUAGAUUUGGGUACAGGAACUGAACCCGGCUCUUCUGCGUCCCCACCCGCCGCUGUCGCCACUUGGCCGUCAAGCCACGCUAGGCACGUCCGCUAGCGGCUCCUGGCGUUCGGAGCGGCCCGUUCUCCUCCCCGCCAGCAGGGGGCGCUGCGACAGUUGCGGGGCGCGGUGGCUACUUCAGUGUGGGCUGCGGCUCGUCGUCGUUGUCCCGAGCGCGGCCCGGCGCUGAGGAGAGACGCGCGGAGUUGCUGCUCGGCCGCCCGCCCGCGCGCGCGCGCUGCCUCCCCCUCGCCAUGUCGCUGCCGGUGUCGGGAGCCCUGCGCAGGGAGCUGGCGGAGGCCGUGUCCGGGGCUCGGCUGCUGGUGGUGGGAGCCGGCGGCAUCGGCUGCGAGCUGCUCAAGGAUUUGGUGCUCACCGGCUUCAACAACAUCGACGUGGUGCGGCCCGGGGCCGGAGCGAACGCCGGGCGGGGAGAGGGGGCCGGGGAGCAGAUACGGGCUUGAGGAAAGCGGAUCGGAGGGAGCCGAGCGCGGCCCGCUUUGCGGGGGUAGAAGCGGGUCGCGGGGCCGCCGGGGGAGCGUGCGCCGUGCUCCCCCCUCCCCUCUCAUUGUGUGUUUUCAAACUGCUCCUGCCCGCCAAAGCUGCAGGGACUAGGGAGGGGCUGCCGCGUCCCGCAGGGCCCCCUGCGCGUGGGCCUCCGGGGCUGGCGGGAGGAGAGGUUACAGUGGGUGGGAGAGGUGGGAGCUGGCUUGGCAGGGCUGAUGGGGGUGGCCUGCGUUGGGCGGGUGGGGAGCAGUUACCGCUUGUGUAAAGAGAAACCCUGACAGAAAAUAAAGUUUCAAGCCCGGGAACCCCGAAUAUAAAAUCCAGUGUAACGAUGGUGUGUGCGCUUUGCGUCCUGUAGGGAUUGGCUGUCCAAAAAAUACUAAAGACUCGAGUGGGAUCUCUCGCUCUUCAGGAAUUCAGAAGUGUGUUCUGAGAAUUCACUAAUAACAUCUGCAUGGGAAGGCAUCGCUGUCUGUCUUUCCCCAACAGGGAUUGCGCAGUCACAUGGUGAAGUAGAAGCCUCGCUUUCUCAAAAGCUAGUAGGCAAAAACUCGCGUGGGAAAUAGCAAAUCCUGUUUGCCACUUUUCAGCUGCCCCCUUAAAAUCUUAGCAAAAAGUCGGUGUUCAUUUUUGCUUAAUGCUUGCUGUCUUUUAGUAGAGAUGUUAAUAUCUAGAAUAGACUGCUGUUGUAGUCUGCUGGGUGAUACUAAAAGCGAAAUAUGUGGGUGGUGAAAUUGUAUUUUUAGAUAAUGAGUUGUAAAAUUGUCAGUCUUGAAAGUCCGAUCCUGAUACUUCCUUCAGGCUGUUGCUUUCACUUUUGUUUCCUGAUGUGAAUCUCUAAAUUGGAGUAUAGAAGAAUGGGUACACAUGAAAAAAGGGACUGUUAGCACUUUUGGCAGAAAAUUAAUGUCCCCAAAUAAACCUGGUUUUCAGCUCUUAAUUCAUUACUAUCAUGUAAUGUAGUUGUAAAGAGAGGUUUUUUUAAAAAGGCAGAUUAUAAAUUUAGCAGGUCUUAGUCACCUGUCUUAUUUCCAUCGCUGUUUUGAUUUGUCCGCAUUUGGCCAUAAACAAAGUUUGAAAAUGUUGUGUGGAAAACAGAUUUUAAGUUUAGUUCUGAGAAGUUUUGUUCAUGUCCAAACUUGCUUAACAAACUAAAUUAGGAACUUUUAUCAGAAAUCAUGUUUUGACACUUGGCAAAUGGUUUCCAGACUCAUGGCCAUGUUCAGCCCCUAGUACGUUAUUCCACAAGCAGUCCCAUUUAUUUCAGUAUUUUCUGGAUGGAGUUAACAUUGAUAUUGUGUCAGUGAACCAAAUCUAGAAAAGAGGACGAAGAUAAACAUUUUUCUUCAUUGUGAGGCAUUUUUAGUGUUUUUCUCACCUUGUUAUUGGACUCUUGUUACCCCUUAAAAAUAGCAAGUACUUUUGUUCCAAAGAUUGCUGUGGCUGCCUUGAAAAAUCAAGGUUUAUAAGCCAGGUAGAUUUUCCAUUGGCAUGUUUAGUAUUUUGCUUGUGCCCCUGUUUUAGGACCAUGGCCAACUCUAUUAGCAUACAUAGGGGUUGGAUCAGAUCCUUAGUUUUGUUCCCUUCACUCUUUUCUCUCUCUCUCUCUCUCUCUCUUUGACAGCAGUUUGAGAGUGUCUAUCAAAAUUUGACUAUGGAGGAAGGGGCUGAGCAGUGGACAAAGAGAAUGAGAGCAAAUUGUCAAUUUGGGCAUGUUGCACAACUUGGAUAUUUUGUGGCAUAUGUGUUUAGUCCACCUGAUGGCAUGAGUAGGCAUUGAUGUCAGCAGGCUUGUCUAACAAAAUUUGAUUGUUGAAAAUAAUUUUGAACAAUCAAGUUAGGUGACAGUGUGGAACGUGAUUCGUCAUCUGUGCUGAUUGCUAAGUUAUGGUCAGCAUUGUCAUGCAACUGAGUUUUUCAAAACCGUGUUCAAAUGUGAUCAGUUUUUGAUAUACAGACAUGCUCAGUGGAACUACUAGUUUGUGUAAUCCCUGUAUUAGACUGUAGUGAAGGCUACUGUGUCAGGAUGUAAACUGAAACCUACUAAGCUACACAUUCAGCGGGAAAAAGAGAAAUAGAAGCUACUGCAUACCUGAAAUGUGACUGAGUUAAUAUUGGUUUAAGAACUUUAACUUCUGCACUUUGUAUUUUUAUUUUAACUGCAGCCAUAAAUCUAGCCAUAGAGGGCUUUUUAUUCAGUUAAUAAAGUAUAUGGGGUAAGAAAACUACAUAAUAGUAAAAUAUAUAUUGUUCAUGAUCAGAAUUCUUGCAAAUGUUCUUCAUUUGCACAUGACAUUGCUAAUUUUCCACACCAUUUUGAACAUAUCCUAAAAUACAGAAGGAUCAGAAAUUGGAGCUUUCCUACUAACUAGCAUGCACAUUUUUAAUAUGUGGUUCAAAGUCACAUGUCUGUGCAUUUUUCAUUUUUCCCAGGGAUUCUUUCUGCAUUAUCUAACUCUCGCAUCCUUAAAUUGUGAAACUUAUCUUAGCUAUUAACAUUACUGAACAUGUGCAAUCACUGUAACUGUGCAAGAAGAUAACCAGUUAGAUAUGUAGUUGAUCAUUUGUAUGUGCAGGUCCUGCAGCUGUCGGUGUGCAUAUGCACAGAUCUGAAAACUUGAGCUUUAAAGUCCAUGUACAUCAAUGCAUUUAAUUGUCCUGAUUGAUCUGGAUACUAUUGAUGUCAGCAACUUAAACAGGCAGUUUUUGUUUCAAAAGAAACAUGUUGGGAGGUCAAAAGCACAGGUGGCUAAGGAAAGCGUGUUACAGUUUUACCCAGAAGCUAAUAUUAUAGCUUAUCAUGACAGUAUCAUGAACCCUGACUAUAAUGUAGAAUUCUUCCGGCAGUUUACAUUGGUUAUGAAUGCUUUGGAUAACAGAGCUGCACGUAACCAUGUGAACAGGAUGUGUCUGGCUGCUGAUGUUCCUCUUAUAGAGAGUGGAACUGCAGGCUACCUUGGACAAGUAACAGUUAUCAAAAAGGGAGUGACAGAGUGUUAUGAAUGUCAUCCUAAACCAACUCAGAAGACUUUUCCAGGCUGCACAAUUCGCAACACUCCAUCAGAACCUAUCCACUGCAUUGUGUGGGCAAAGUAUUUGUUCAAUCAGUUGUUUGGUGAAGAAGAUGCUGAUCAGGAAGUAUCCCCUGACAGAGCUGAUCCUGAAGCUGCCUGGGAGCCAACAGAAGCAGGAGCAAGAGCGUCUAAUGAAGAUGGUGAUAUUAAACGUGUUUCAACUAAGGAAUGGGCUAAAUCCACUGGAUAUGAUCCAGUUAAACUUUUCACUAAGCUUUUCAAAGAUGAUAUCAGAUAUCUGUUGACAAUGGAUAAACUGUGGAAAAAAAGGAAACCUCCUGUGCCAUUGGAUUGGACCGAAGUACAGAAUCAAGAGAAAAACAUGUCUGAUCAACAGAAUGACUCCUCUUUAGGCCUGAAAGACCAACAGGUUCUGGAUGUCAAGAGCUAUGCACGUCUGUUUUCAAAGAGUGUUGAAACUCUGAGAGUUCACCUAGCUGAAAAAGGUGAUGGAGCUGAACUUAUAUGGGAUAAGGAUGACCCAUCUGCAAUGGAUUUUGUUACUUCUGCUGCAAACCUCAGGAUGCACAUUUUCAGUAUGAAUAUGAAGAGCAGAUUUGAUAUCAAGUCAAUGGCAGGAAAUAUAAUCCCUGCUAUAGCUACAACUAAUGCAGUGAUAGCUGGUUUGAUAGUGCUGGAGGGUUUGAAGAUUUUAUCAGGAAAAAUAGACCAAUGUAGAACGAUUUUUCUGAACAAACAACCAAACCCAAGAAAGAAGCUACUUGUUCCUUGUGCAUUGGAUCCUCCAAAUCCCAAUUGUUAUGUGUGUGCAAGUAAACCAGAAGUGACAGUGAAACUUAAUGUACACAAGGUUACUGUGUUGACAUUACAGGAUAAGAUAGUGAAAGAAAAAUUUGCUAUGGUAGCACCAGAUGUACAGAUAGAUGAUGGAAAAGGGACUAUUCUCAUAUCUUCAGAGGAGGGAGAAACAGAAGCAAAUAACCACAGGAAGUUAUCAGAAUUUGGAAUUCGGAAUGGCACUCGGCUACAAGCGGAUGAUUUCCUGCAGGACUAUACCCUGUUAAUCAAUGUGCUUCAUAGUGAAGAUCUAGAAAAAGAUGUGGAAUUUGAAGUUGUUGGAGACAGUCCAGAAAAAGUUGGCCCCAAACCAUCAGAACCAAUUUCUAAGAACAUUACUAAUGGUAGUGAUGAUGGAGCACAGCCAUCAACUUCAACAGCUCCAGAUCAAGAUGAUGUAUUGAUUGUUGACUCUGAUGAUGAAGGUCCUUCAAGCAAUACUGAUGAUGAUAUGGAAAAUAAAAACCGCAAGAGAAAACUAGAAGAUAGAGAGCAUGUCAGUACAAAGAGAAUGCGUUCAGACCAGACAGAAGAGCAAGAUGACAUAAUAGCACUAGACUGAGUGCAAAUACCCAACGAUAGAAUGAUCUAGAUAAUGUAAUACAAUAAGAUGUUACUUUGGGGUGUGUUAAAUGUCCAGAACUAGACUAUUUUUAUGGCCUUUGUUCCCAGGGAGAAUCACACCACUGGCUUACAGAACUUGUGUCCAUUCCUCUUGAUGGUAAAGCACUCAUUUCAAUAGAAUCUUAGAAGUUUUCCAGUAUCCUAUAUUAAAUGUAGUAGAAACUUAGUUUAUAAAUACUUAAACAUAAGUAUUUGCUUAAACAGUCAUGAAGACAAAAAGCAUGUUAUUUUUAUGUAAAUACAUUUAGAUAUAAUUCACUAGGACAAAACUACUCUUGUUUAGUAAAGGGUCAUCAUUUGAAACCCAGAUUUAUAAAUAUGUAGAUUUUUAUUUUGGCUAGACAUAAAAUAUUUUUAGCCUAGAUCUAACCAUUUUUCACACCCUCAACUAAUAUGAGAUAGCAGAUUCUUUAAAAAGAGAAAUAAGAAGUGCUAUGUUUAAACUCUCUGAUCUUAAACAUCAGCUGGCACUGUGUACAUUACUGUAAAACAAUGUUAAUUUACUCAAGUUUUUCAGCACGUACUGCCUGGUAUGUCAAUGUAAGAAACAAAUUUUGUGUAUUGUUACAGUUUCAGGUUAUUUAUAUUUGCUGUUUUGUAAAACUCAAAUACUAUUACUAUACUGUACAUCUCAUGGACCAAAUAAACGACAUCUGAAAUACUUGCUA